Messenger RNA from Saccoglossus kowalevskii, 1032 nucleotides. Its product is annotated as aquaporin-4-like. Gene Ontology annotation, molecular function: water channel activity. NCBI's taxonomy places the organism in Eukaryota, Metazoa, Hemichordata, Enteropneusta, Harrimaniidae. The record is from RefSeq and is a predicted model, not a curated record. Gene Ontology annotation, cellular component: plasma membrane. Gene Ontology annotation, biological process: transmembrane transport; water transport.
AUGACGAGCAGCAAAGACGAUCUACGGGAUCCAAAGUUUUGGCGAGCUGUCGUUGGAGAGUUUCUCGCCACCACCUUAUUCGUGUUUAUCGGGAUAGGUUCAACAUGUGGCUGGAAUCCACCGUAUACCCCGAGUAUGGUACAGAUAGCACUGUGUUUUGGACUCACCAUCGCCACAAUGGUGCAGUGCUUUGGACACGUCAGUGGAGCGAAUAUCAAUCCGGCAGUAACUUGUGCGUUGCUCGUUACAAGAAAAAUCAGUUUUCUGCGGGCUUUUCUCUAUGUGAUCGCCCAAUGUAUCGGCGCGGUUGCUGGCGCUGGCUUGAUUUAUGGUGUUACGCCAGCCGGUGUCCGGGGAGGUCUCGGGGCGACUUCACUCGGUACUGGCGUUGCCGUCGAGCAAGGAUUCGCCAUCGAGUAUUUGAUAACGUUUGAGUUGGUGUUCACAGUCUUUGCUACCAUCGAUCCGAACAGAAAAGAUCUACAAGGAUCCGCCUCAUUAGCCAUAGGAAUAGCCGUUGUUAUUGGCCACUUAUUUGCGAUUCAGUUCACCGGGGCUAGCAUGAAUUCGGCUCGUUCAUUUGGCCCAGCGGUUAUAAUGAAUUUCUGGGAGGAUCACUGGAUAUACUGGGCUGGACCAAUAUUAGGUGGCAUCACUGCGGGUGUUACGUACGAGUACCUAUUCUCCGCCAAAACCACCAAGGACACUAUCAGUAGCUGUAUGCUCUCCAGACAAGACAGUGAACUCAUUGAGGAAAAGGUUUCAACAGUCUAACUGAUGACAUUGGUUACAUCGUCACUAAAUCGUGGACAAAAAUAUGACAGGCAAUAUCAAAAGUUGCGUGAACAUACCCUUGAGUUUCGUCGCCUGCGGGCGCCAUAACUACACAAGUUUUGUGGCGGACGCGCGACGAUCACGGUUGAAGGUCCAUUUAGGCAAAUUUCAAAAUAUAUUACGAGUUAUUUUUCUUAUCAUAUACUGCAUAUGAAACAAGUUCCCCCAUCAUUGGUAUGAAUAAAUACAUGUUUUAAA